This is a messenger RNA of Haliotis rubra (blacklip abalone), 2674 nucleotides long. RefSeq names its product divergent protein kinase domain 1C-like. The transcript is spliced from 5 exons. Lineage: Eukaryota; Metazoa; Mollusca; Gastropoda; Lepetellida; Haliotidae. The record is from RefSeq and is a predicted model, not a curated record. The coding region runs from base 165 to 1388 and encodes 407 amino acids.
UGUAAAUAAGGAAGUGCAACGAGAAGCCAGGAAACAGCUGUCUGGCAGUAUGCACGAGGUGUGAGAAUUCCAUGGAAACGAUAAUCAGAGCUCAGGUAGAGGUGGAGUCACCACGACAACUAGUUGCCCCGACAACACGGUAGCAGGACGGUGCUGAUGGUAGGAUGCGUGUGACAUCGUUUGGGUUGAGAUGCAGAAGGCCGAAGCGUGUUCUCAUCAUCUGUGUGCUGCUGCUGCUGCUCGUGGGAUGUCUCUACUUGGUGCAGGUCGUCCAGGAGAUCAUACAUGACAUGAGCUGUUCGGAGCAGGAAUCUCAUGAGGUGCUGCAACAGUAUUGUCAGAUGUACCGAGACAAACGUAUAGUUGGCGAUCUGUGUCCUCAUCUGUGUGGCAAUGACCCCAAAGUACAAUAUAAGAAAUGUACAAACUAUCGCCAAGGAAAGCGGGUGUUCAUCGUCCAGUGUCUGGACUUCUGUCAAGAAGGUGCUACAGUGAAAGCAGUCCUGAAAACAAACCACAAAAACUUCUCCGACUUCCUGAACGAGGAGUUCUCCUUCGAAAGAGAAGAUCAAGAGAAUAACGGUCCAUCCAUUGACUUCCUGCAGACAAUGAUUAAAGACACAUUGCAAAUGGACUUACACAUGACCCUACCAAAAGAAACAGACCCAAUUGCAUUCAUGUGGAAAGACAAUUACUUCGACUAUUAUAAGAAAAAUAAUAAAAACAGCCAGUUUGCUCUAGCCAGAUCAGUAUGGUCGCUGGUUCGUCAGUCUGAGUAUUUAAUGAUGAAGGCCAAUCAAGAACACCAGUUUAUGCCACAGCUCUAUGGGACUUGUGGACCGCUCUACUUGAUGGAGUACGCACCCCCGGGGGACAUGUUGGAGCAUGAAGUUCAGUUUACCAACUUCCCCUGGGUUGUUAGAGCAAGGGUGGCCAAGGGCAUUCUGGGUAUUUUAUGGUCGGUCCAAGAAGAUAUGCAUGAGCCAAUGCACUUGUGUGAUGUGAAGGGAGAGAACUUUGGAGUUUCGGAGGAUGGGCAAGUGAAACUUAUUGACACAGAUACUGUGUUUUAUGAUAGUAAGAUGCUGGAUGAGCUAGCCUUGGGGAACUGUUCACGGAACAAUGAAUGUAACUUCUUUGACUGCCGUGGAUGGUGUGAUGCCAAGACAGGUAGUUGUGCUAAGUUUCGCAUCAACAACAACCUACAGAGUGUGUGCCAAGAUGUGUUCCUUGGUAAGCUCAUGGACUCUGUCGGAGGUCUGCUGAGAAAUCCCCUCGUGCCAUCAAGGCUCAACUCAAAUCCAUCCUGGACAAAUGUGCUUCAGUCAGACCUCGAAGAUGGUAUCCCGUCCAAAACCGUCAGAGGAAUUAUACUGGCGCCUAUAUAACCUUCUACAGAACAGCAUUGACAGCCAGGGUUAGCCAGUUACCAUGGUAAUACAUACAUAUACCUCUCAGUCCCAUUUUGUGUUGUCAAGGAUCAGGUUAACUUACUUACACAUAGUCAGUACUUCAUAGCUGGGGUAUGUUCAUCCAUCACCAUGAUCUCUCAGUUUACAUGCAGCAGAACACGAGCAUGAACACAGCAGUUAUAUGGGAGUGAAAUGAGUGCGCUGUUACUCACGGUAUGUGUUGCGGUACAAGGUCUUCGAUCGGUCUGUUUUGGUUGGUAUAUGAGAACUUACUUCACGGAAUAUAUCGGCUGUCAAGCAAAGAAAUGCAUAGAUUUGACAAAAUAAUUCAAUUUCUAAACAUUUUAGAAAAGGUUUAAAAUGGUUAAUAAAAUGAUGGCACAAAAACGAAAAUACUGAAUUUUUGGUUUGCAUUAUGGUAUGCCGAACUGAAGGCAAAAUACUACAGUUCUACUAUAUACUGCGGUAUGCCGUUUCACCCCUACAGCAAUAGAGUGCAUCAAUACAGCUACUAUGCAGUGAGUUUGUACAAACAGCUUGAAUGAAUUAAGACAUACAGGGCCUGAAUGCAUACAUUGGCUAUGGAGUGCAUGAAUGCAUAUAGUUUCUUUGGAGUGCAUGAGUGCAUGAAUGCAUAUAGUUUCUUUGGAGUGCAUGAAUGCAUGCUAUGCAGUGGAUGAAGUGCUAAUGAUCAAAUAAUCAAUCAAUUGAUCUCACUGGUGUUAGCGAUUAUCGAUGAGCUGAGGAAACUAAGCGAUAUUCAUCAAAUAUGAAACAUCAAAUCAAACUUAAGAAGUAUGUUUCUUAUUGUUAUGUUUGUUAAAUCAAAACAUAAACAACUGAUGCAGUUUCUGACUAGUAAAACUGCAAUGUAAACAACUUACUCUCAUGCAUGUUUCAUCCAUAAGGGUCCUCAUUCAUCAACUGGUGCCUGUUUCUUGCCUGUCCUGUUAUUGCCCACAGAUGUUUAGUGGUGGUGUUUCACGAUUACAAUCGAAGAUUGAUCCAUUACUCAUCUCUGAUUAUCGAUCUGCAUAUUGUGAGCGAUAACCAGCACUUAUGAAUACAUACACUUACCAUGCUGUGCAUGAACAUGGACAAACAGUACAAAGUGCAGUACUGAUGUGUUUAUGAUAUUCCGUAAGCUGACAAAAUGACACCAUUUAGGACUUUAGGACUGUUUGUAAUUUGAUUGGUAAUUUCAAUAAAUUUUAAGUGGAUACUGAGAAUAACCACUUCCAAGAUCAUCACUGCAAUGAAAA